Messenger RNA from Strongylus vulgaris, 364 nucleotides. Lineage: Eukaryota; Metazoa; Nematoda; Chromadorea; Rhabditida; Strongylidae. The record is from the annotation of a GenBank genome assembly.
CUAUAGAUAACAGACAUCUAGGAAGCGACAAGACGACAACACUCCCACCAAAUUUACGAAACGCCCUAAGGUCAACUGUACUGAUCCGAAAGGACAGGAUCUGGUGCACUGCAUCAAUAGGAGACAAAAGUCCUUCAAGGCGCGUAUAUACAGUAUAACCGACAAACAUUUCGAAAAACGUUUAAUGGACCAGGAAUUUGUGGAAAAUGUGCAGGAAUUGCCGAAAGUGCCCCGUAAUUUUCUCGUAAAACCUAAUCUUAAUUCAAGAAAUGUCUCAAUCCCAGAGAGCUUCGAUGCCCGAGAACGCUGGCCACAUUGCGAAUCCUUAAAAACUGUUCGUGACCAGGCAAGCUGUGGUAAUUGA